Naumovozyma dairenensis CBS 421 is the source of this 540-nucleotide messenger RNA. RefSeq lists its product as uncharacterized. Lineage: Eukaryota; Fungi; Ascomycota; Saccharomycetes; Saccharomycetales; Saccharomycetaceae. The transcript has a single exon. The coding region runs from base 1 to 540 and encodes 179 amino acids. The record is from RefSeq and is a predicted model, not a curated record.
AUGGAUUCAGUUAUAACAUUUCAAGGACUAAAAAUCGACGUACCAUCAUUCGUAUUGGGUACUUUCAUUACGAUAUUAGGGUCAUUAUUAUUACCCAUUUUACAACAAUUAAUUGGAGAGAUCUUAAUCAACGUACUCAUUUUGAUUAAAUAUGCGUUAUUUUUUGGUGGGAUGGUUUUCAUCUUUAAUUAUUUUGUACUACGGAAGCAGACACUUUCACCAAAGGAGGAUCAUGUCCAUGUGACAGAUAAGAAACAAGAUGACGACGUUCAUUUACGUUCUUUCGAACCAGCGAAAGUGACUGAAUUGAAAGUAACGGAUAUUAAUGAGAAAGAGGAAAAUUAUGAAGGUACGGUGGGUAGUUUUAGAUAUUUUGAGAUUCCCAUAACAAAAUUGGAUGAUAAAGUUAAUGGUGAUGAUAAGUAUGAUAAAAGUAGUAUAGGUCCUGAUUUAAAUCCUAUAACUUUUACUACAAGAGGAGCAGCGGUUUUGAAUAAAAGUGCAAGGUAUGAAAACUUUGUCAAGAGAGCAGAUAGGUAG